Leguminivora glycinivorella is the source of this 2092-nucleotide messenger RNA. RefSeq names its product cyclin-dependent kinase-like 4. Gene Ontology annotation, cellular component: nucleus. The coding region runs from base 44 to 1222 and encodes 392 amino acids. Lineage: Eukaryota; Metazoa; Arthropoda; Insecta; Lepidoptera; Tortricidae. The record is from RefSeq and is a predicted model, not a curated record. Gene Ontology annotation, molecular function: cyclin-dependent protein serine/threonine kinase activity; ATP binding. The transcript is spliced from 9 exons. Gene Ontology annotation, biological process: protein phosphorylation.
AAUUUUGGCGGGAAAUGCGCACAGUGUUCGUUCGGGAACGCGAAUGAGUGAUACGUUGGAGUGUUCUGAAUUCAAACUGUGGAACAACGUGGCGUCCUGCAUGGAGAAAUGGUUCGGUGAUAAGCGGCUGUGGUUAUUCGGUAACAACCUGCCUUUGCUACCGAGGAGAUCGCGCGCCAGCAGCCGCGCGAUGGAGCGAUACGAGAAGCUGGCCAAACUCGGCGAAGGCUCGUACGGUCUGGUGUACAAAUGUCGGAACAGAGACACAGGGGAAGUGGUCGCAGUCAAGAAGUUUGUGGAGAAUGAAGAUGAUCCGCUAAUUCGGAAAAUCGCUUUGCGGGAAAUUCGGAUGCUUAAGAACCUAAAGCACCCGAACCUCGUGAACCUGAUCGAAGUGUUCCGCCGCAAGCGUAAACUGCACCUCGUCUUCGAGUACUGUGACCACACUGUUCUCAACGAGCUGGAAAAACACCCCGCUGGAUGCCCAGAACUUCUCUCCAAACAAAUCAUCUGGCAGACGCUGCAAGGCGUAGCGUACUGCCACCGACACAACUGCAUCCACCGCGACGUCAAGCCGGAGAACAUUCUGCUCACCAGCGACGGCGUAGUCAAGCUGUGUGACUUCGGCUUCGCUAGGAUAAUCAGCCCCGGCGAGAGCUAUACCGACUACGUGGCUACGCGCUGGUACCGAGCCCCAGAACUACUGGUCGGCGACACACAAUACAGCGCUCCUGUGGACGUGUGGGCUAUUGGCUGCGUAUUCGCCGAGCUGCUGUCGAGCGAAGCGCUGUGGCCGGGCAAGAGUGACUUAGACCAGCUGUACCUGAUUAGGAAGACCCUGGGCGACUUGCUGCCGAGGCACAUGACUAUAUUCUCGCAGAAUACUUUCUUUCAGGGUAUGGCGCUACCAGAGCCGACUUCAUUAGAACCUCUAGAAUCUAAACUACCACAGAGAUACGCCCACAAUGAACUUGUUAUAGGCUUCUUAAAGAAAUGCCUGGACAAGGACCCGAUGAUGCGAUGGACGUGCGAGCAGCUCCUUCGGCACGCCAUUUUCGAGAAUUUCCUCUUCACCGUACCUAACUCCGAGCAAACCGACUAUGAGCGAUUGAGAAGGGCACAGGUGCAGUCAUCCCCCCUCCUCCCACAGCUGCACGUUGAGCGCCAACCACCACUCAAAGGCAAGAAAGACGACGCACGCGCCCAUCUCCCCACCAUCUGACUGCAGGGGCUGCCCGCGCUACGAAAACCGUAGCUUUGGGUACUAGGGGUUAUGUCCUGUCUCUGUCAUACGCGUGUAUAUAAAUAUUAUACUGUUGUCUCGCUCAUUGAUUGUCAGUUGUUUCUCUUCUCACAAUCUUACAUGGAAGGAAGAUGAAGCACAUUGAGUGCCAUAUGCUACGAGCGUAGCCGAUAACAUGCAAAAUGCAGCUACGAACAAAGAACUUAUCGGGUCACUGGCACUCAAUGUGUUAGUAUGAAGAAUAUCUGUCUUUAUCAUACGCGUGAUAUUAUACCGCUGUCUCGCUCAUCGAUUGUCAGUUGUUUCUACUACCACAGUAGUGGUACGUCCAUCUGACUGCAGGGGUUGCCCGCGCUACGGAAACCGUAGCUUAGGGCUAUGGGCUAUGCCCUGUCUUUAUCUUACGUGUGUAUUAUACCUGGUAUCUCGCUCAUCGAUUGUCACUUGUUCCUUCUUCGUUAGAAACAUGGUUCUAUAGGGAUUUCAGCGAGUAUUAUGGGUGGGACAGCAAUUUACUUGCGUGAGAUAGAUAGCAUUAAAAAUGAACUACACUACACUGGUAUGAUUAUCAGGAAUAGUAAGAAAAUGUAAAAAUAAUAAUUAUGUUGCAAUUAUUUAUGUUGGCAGACAAUUUAACACAUUGACUGUUUCAAACUCAACAGUCAACUUUUGAAUUAAGAUCGAGGAUUGAAGCUCAUAUUAUGUAAGGCCAUUGGUCAGUGAAUGUGUUAAAGAAAGCAACAAAUAGAAACAUCUUUAAAAAUAUAUCGGGAUUUGAUAUGUUGAGAAGUUAUGUACAUGGUGUAUGUGGCCAUAAUCUACACUAAUAAAUCAAUUUGAUCACAACAA